Molecule: messenger RNA, 407 nt
Organism: Puccinia graminis f. sp. tritici CRL 75-36-700-3
Lineage: Eukaryota; Fungi; Basidiomycota; Pucciniomycetes; Pucciniales; Pucciniaceae
Exons: 4
Coding region: 6-407 (133 amino acids)
Source: RefSeq, a predicted model, not a curated record
ACAAGAUGCACGUCACAUCCACCAUCAACCAGCUAGUCUUCGCCGGCGCCCUACUUUCGGUCUCAGCCGUCUUGGCCGCACCAGCGGGAGGAGCUAUUGACUAUUACCCAGAUUGGGCCCCGAGCUCUUCGUCGAGCGGACGAGCAUACAGCGAUGGGCCGAUCUCCAACCUGCAGGCCCCGGCCGCGUCCCAGGGCGACCUGUUGGGCGGCCUUCUAGGCGACGGACUCACCGGAGGACAAGACUCCUUGACCAACAAUGGCCUCCUCGGCCUCGGUCUCAACGGCCAGCCCGGCGAUGCUGUCGGCACUAACCUUCGUCUCCUCGACGGCGGAUCAUCUUCUGGGGGACCGUUGGGUGCUGGGCUUGGUGAAGGGCUCUAUGGCCCAUUAGGACAGCUCCUCUAA